This is a messenger RNA of Fopius arisanus, 2308 nucleotides long. RefSeq names its product 4-coumarate--CoA ligase 1. The record is from RefSeq and is a predicted model, not a curated record. The transcript is spliced from 7 exons. NCBI's taxonomy places the organism in Eukaryota, Metazoa, Arthropoda, Insecta, Hymenoptera, Braconidae. Gene Ontology annotation, molecular function: long-chain fatty acid-CoA ligase activity. Bases 280 to 1923 code for a protein of 547 amino acids. Gene Ontology annotation, biological process: fatty-acyl-CoA biosynthetic process; long-chain fatty acid metabolic process.
CAUGUUUUUUGUGAUCUUAGAAACAUAAUUUUUUAUUGUGGUAUUCAACAAAUUAAUGAGUACUUCAAUUUAUACUCAAGUUAAUUUAUUUCUAAACUGAGAAAAUUCGAACGAAAUCAGUGGACUAAUAUAUAUAAUAUAAUAAUAUAUAGAAUAUAUAAUAUAUUCCCCUUUUACAAAACGUUUUUCGUAUUAAUUUCAUUGAAAAAACAAUAAUUUAUUAUUUACUCAGAAAAAGAGAUAAACAAAAAUCAAAUAUUAAUACAAAUUAAUCUUUGAAUGAUUCAUGAUUUAUGCCCAACAAUGGCGGAAACUGAAAAGAUCUUACGGUUCCCGGGUAGAAUAGAAUUCCCAAAAAUCACGAUCGGUCAAUCAAUUCUGGAGAAUCUCCAGAAGAGAGCACACCAAGUUUUCCAGGUUGAUGCCUACACAGGAAAAACAAUGACAAGAUAUGAGUUAUUAGAAAAAAGUAUUAGACUUGCAGUUGGUCUGCAGGACUGGGGAUUGAAUUCCGAUGAUAUAGUAUCGAUAUCAAGUGAGACCCAGUUAAAUUGGUUUGUCGUAGCUUGUGCGGCGAUGUUUCUUGGUAACCCUCUGGCUCCAUUUAAUCCGAGCUACACCGAAAUGGAGCUUCUUCAUAGUUUGAACAUCGUAAAACCACGUAUAAUUUUCGUAUCACGAAUAACGUAUGAGGUAGUCCAUCGUGCUGCGCAAAAACAGUCUUGGAAGAUUGAGCUCAUACAGCUGGACGACGAAAAUCCAAUAACGGAUAUCUUAACACUCGGUGGAAUCAUCUCCCAGAGGAGACAGUGGCCAGAUCCUCUCGGCUAUCAAGCAACAGCAGUGAGUGAGCCAUUUAGGAAGGAAGCAAUUAUUCUUCAGUCCAGUGGCACCACUGGACUGCCAAAAGGUGUUAUGCUCUCGCAUAAAAAUAUGCUGGCCAGUGUUUUUAUGGCCAAAAAUUUUCAGUUCGAAGAUUUUAGUAAUGCAUCCGUAAUCUUAACGGUGAUUCCUCUGCACCACGGCUUUGGCUUCCUCAUAAUGCUCAGCGUAAUCCACAGUAAUGCAACAACAAUCAUGAUGAAGUCAUUUGACCCAAAAUUAUUCUGCGAGUCAAUUCAGAAGUAUCGAGUGACGAUUCUACCAAUAGUGCCCGCCCUCUUAGGAUUCUUGGCAAAGAACCCUAUCGUCAGCAACUACGACUUCAGGUCUUUGAGGCAGAUUAUGUUCGGAUCAGCCCCUUCUUCCCAUCAGCUAAUCGGGCUUGUUGAAGAUCGACUGAAGAACAAAAAUCUAAUACUGAGAAAUGGUUACGGAAUGACGGAGUUGUCAAUUGUAACACACAUAUGCAAUAUCGGGUCGAAGAAGAAAUUGUCUGUUGGACCUGUUCAAACUGCCCUUGAACUAAAAAUCGUUGAUAGAGAGACCGGAAAGUCUCUCGGUCCCAACGAAACAGGUGAACUGUGUUGCAAGGGUGAUCACGUAAUGCUAGGAUACAAGGGAAAUCCUCAAGCAACAGCUGAAGUUAUAGAUUCCAAUGGUUGGCUUCACACCGGCGAUCUUGCUUUCUACGAUAAUGAUGGUGAUCUCUUUAUUUCGGGGCGAUUGAAGGAACUCAUCAAGUAUAAAGGAUUCCAAGUAGCACCAGCUGAAAUUGAACAUCUUCUUGGGGCGCACAGUGAGGUGGUAGAUGUUGCUGUCGUUGGGAAGCCUGAUGAUAUUGCUGGUGAGGUACCUUUGGCAUUUGUUGUUAAAACGACGGGAUCCGAUGUCACCGCUGAGGAACUCUGCAAAUUCGUUAGUGAGCGAUUGUCAUCACCGAAGCAUCUUCGCGGUGGUGUCAGGUUCAUCGAUGCUAUUCCGAGAAACUCCAAUGCCAAGAUUCUGCGUCGGGAACUCUUGCUAUUGCUCGCUAAACUGUGAAAAUUGAAUUCUUUUAUUUUUAACAUCUAGAACUACAGUGAAAUUUUUUGGAAUUGAUGGAAUCUUAGGAAAUUAUUUGAUUUAUUUGCAAUUGGAUCAUGACGAGAGUUCCAUUUUUUAUCGCUGAAUGUUAAACGAACUUCUACGGCUCAUGAAUUUUGGUAUAAGUUUUGAGGAAAAAUCUUCGGCGUUGAAUAAUUUUCAUCACGGCGAUAAGUUUAUUGCGAUGUUUUAGAAUUUAAAUAAAAUUUCGCAAUUGAAAAUUCAAGCCCAGAUCGCAAUUUCAGUUAAACCAUUUUAUAAAACUGAACAAAACUCCAGUAGAAGCAAAUAAAAAUAGAUUCUCAAAUUGUAAAUGAAUGACAAAUCUUAAUAAAUUGUUAUA